AUGAUUGCCCGAAAAGCACUUUCGUGUCCAUCUGUAUUUCGACGUGAAGGAGUGCUCCCCUUCGAUGAAGAUGUCAAAAACUUCCUAGACUUGGCAUGUGAAUACGACGAAAACUACACAAUGACCAAAUAUGUAGUGCAACGGAUACUUGGGAGUAAUCAA
Ostertagia ostertagi is the source of this 162-nucleotide messenger RNA. NCBI's taxonomy places the organism in Eukaryota, Metazoa, Nematoda, Chromadorea, Rhabditida, Trichostrongylidae. The record is from the annotation of a GenBank genome assembly.